Messenger RNA from Nicotiana attenuata, 2332 nucleotides. RefSeq lists its product as uncharacterized. The transcript is spliced from 4 exons. The record is from RefSeq and is a predicted model, not a curated record. Lineage: Eukaryota; Viridiplantae; Streptophyta; Magnoliopsida; Solanales; Solanaceae. The coding region runs from base 171 to 2096 and encodes 641 amino acids.
AAUCCGUUAGGCCUUCCAUCGAUCCUAUUUAAAGGAACUCAACGCCUCUUGUUUCCUAUUUGCAGCUGUUCGACGUGUGGAUUGCGUUAUUUUCUCUCAAUCUCCUUCAAAUUUUUUGGAUUACGAGCUUAUUUUCGAACAAAUUUAACCUUAAUUAAUUGAAAUUUAAAAUGGAUCAUCAUUCAGAGAAACAACAAUCUGUGAACAAUCUGGAGAUUGAUGAGGCAGAAAAUUCAAAUCGCGUGGAGGAAUUCGACUCGUCGUCAUCGGAGGAUAAUAUUUCGUACGAUGCCGUUUCGUCCGGCGGCGCGUGCACAUCAGUAGAAACCGACGUUGUUCAGUGGCUUUUGGCUCUGGAUUUACAGGUGAUGGGAGCUUGCCGAGUCGAUGAAAGGCUAAAGCCUUUGUUGAAGCUAGAUGUUUCCACCGGUGCUGCUGAAGAUCGAUUACUGGCUUAUCUUAGUCAAAAUUUUGAACCAUCAGAAGUUGGAAUGCUUGCGAGGUGCUUGUGCAUUCCACUCGUUUCAAUACGUGUUGGGAAGAUCAAGAAGCAGGGGACACUCUUGCGCCCGACCACUACAAGGGGAAACUUAAACCUUGCAAUUUUGCCAACAUCUGAGUUGAGCAUCUCAUUCAUUGGGGAUGAUGGUAGAACAGCGAGAGUUGGGACAUUUGAUAGUGAAUCUGAUUGCGCUGCCGUAGAAAUUAAGGAUAUCGUGUCAGACCAGUCUGGACGCUCUUUUCUUAUAAAUAUCCCUCACGGUGAGACUUCCUAUUUUUGGUGUUCAGAGAAGUCUAAGCUCCUUGGAGAUGAGUUGCGGAGAAAGAUGAGGGAUUUGCUUAAGAAGAAACCUUCCUUGGUUGAAUUAACUGGAAUUGAUGAAUCACGGCUGGACUGUUUUGCCAUUCAUCUUCGAGCUUAUCUCCUAGGUUCAGCUGCCACAAAUCCUCAAGCCAGUUCCAUUCUGUCAAGAGAUCCUUCAGCAGAUGGCUCUGUUAAUUCUUCUGAACCUGGUCUUAAUGCCCAGAUAUCAGUUGUAUCUCAGAAACCUCUGCUAUCUCAGCACUUCACUGGCCUAGGGUCAAAUACCAGCCUGAUGAGUAGCCUUAGACCUGUAUCUAGUGCUUUUAAAGAUAGAUAUCUUUCUUUUGUAGAUUGCCAGAUUGCAGGAACAAGUAGCACAGAUACACCUAGUUCUAAUUGUGUUGAAGAAGACAAGCUUGGAAGAGAAACUGGUCCUUCAAAAGUUUUGGAGCCACUUGUUGCUUGCCCUCCUUUCCGAGACCCUGCAGCUACUAUCCAUUCUCUGGAUUCAACAGUUUUCUCUCCUUAUUACUGUUGGUGCCCUCCUGCUGUAUCAACUCUGCAGUAUUCAGUUGGAACUCCAAACUUGCCUAUCUUGUCUACAGACUCAUUGUCAGUGCCACUACUCCCUUCAAUAGCACCUGCAUGUCCAUCUAGUAUUUUGACACCAAACCCACCUCUUGUCACUGAUCUAUCCAGUUUCGAUUUCCCAACUCUUUCGCCCGAGCCAGUGUUCAGGUUGCCAUUAUCUUUGGCAACGUCACAGCAAAUAUCUUCCUUCGCACCUUUUGUAUGCGAUCCUAUUGUCCAUAUUCCAGUUAUUGACGUUUGUUCUUCUGGACAAGGUUACUUGGUCAGUGCAGGUCCUGCUAUCUCGGGCACUAUUCCACAAUUGCACCCAAAUUUAUUGAAUCCCUUACUUCCAGAAACAGAUUCAGUGGCUGAGAAAAGUGCCAGAGAGACGCUUCGAUUGCUCAUUAAUAACUCGAAUCAGCCCAGCCCACAGCUGAUUGAUCUACUGCCGCCUGUGCUUUCUCGUAGUGAAGAGACACAAAAUAUGCUGGUUAGUGGAAGCAGGGGACUUUACUCUGGAACCAUAGAUGUUGAUACUAUAGCAAAUGGUUUUGCAAUUAAGGGUUUGGUUUCACUCUCCGAAAGGCCUGUCGGAUUGGUCGAUAAGAAGCAAACUAGUAUAGAAAAGUUAGUUUUUCCGAUGAAAAAACCAGGUAUUUCUGGUGAAUCUUCACUUGAUGAAGGUUAUAUUGAUUUCGAAGAGGAAAGAAAGAAAUGAUGAACAGAUUUCUCUAGUUUGUUUUCUUGUGCUUCAUGUUAUGUUGCAAAAAACUGUGAAUAUUUUCUGUAGCUUUGUAUUGUCAAAUGUAAUUAAUCCAAGUCUUUCCAUUCAAAUUAUCCCCUUUCCCCCUUCCCCUUACCAAUCCCACUAUGUAAUGGGAAAAAAGUUAAAGGAGGGAAACAGAAGUAUAACCUUUAAAUGACUAUCUAUGUAUAUUACCAUUUUAGGUUCUA